Molecule: messenger RNA, 2293 nt
Organism: Gekko japonicus
Lineage: Eukaryota; Metazoa; Chordata; Lepidosauria; Squamata; Gekkonidae
Product: serine/threonine-protein kinase PAK 4-like
Exons: 12
Coding region: 1-1485 (494 amino acids)
Biological process (GO): protein phosphorylation
Molecular function (GO): ATP binding; protein kinase activity
Source: RefSeq, a predicted model, not a curated record
AUGGCCAGAACAGCACGUGGGGUCGACCUGGAGUUGUGGGCCCACGAACACUCCUACGAGAGACUCUGGCCCGUCUACGACUACAAGGUGUAUAACGGCAGCAUCGAGGCCCCGUAUACAAAUCCUGGUGCCCCUGUGCAUAUUAUCACCGGGUCAGCUGGUUGUCAAGAACGGCUGGACCCCUUUGUCCCCGAGCCACGAGAAUGGAGUGCGGUGCGGAUUGAGGACUACGGAUACACCCGCAUGCAGAUCUUCAAUCGGACCCACCUCUGGCUGGAACAGGUGUCGGACGACCAGGAGCCGUCCGACCGCGUGGUCAGGAGGGACCGGGGCGACGGCCCCGAGAGGAGACCCAAGUCGACGUACACGGGAGAGAUCAGCCCGCAGUCCCCCCGGGAAAAGCGGCCCCUUUCGGGACCCAACAUCCGGACCCCGAACAUCCCCGUCUCCGAGGGGGUCAUGAAAACGGCACAGCAGACCGGGCGGCCUUUUAACACGUAUCCCCGAGCCGACACCGAUCUCGUCCGGGGCUCUCAGCCCCCGCUCCCUCCCCCGCCGGCCCCGCAGCAACCGCAGCAGCAGCAGCCCCGCUCCCCGCAACGCGAGCCCCAGCGCGUCUCACACGAGCAGUUCCGGGCCGCCCUGCAGAUGGUGGUGGACCCCGGCGACCCCCGGAGCUACCUGGACAACUUCAUCAAGAUCGGAGAGGGCUCCACAGGCAUCGUCUGCAUCGCCACCGUCAAGAGCUCCGGGAAGCUGGUGGCCGUCAAGAAGAUGGACCUGCGGAAGCAGCAGCGGCGGGAGCUGCUCUUCAACGAGGUGGUGAUCAUGAGGGACUAUCAGCACGAGAACGUGGUGGAGAUGUACAACAGCUACCUGGUGGGCGACGAGCUGUGGGUCGUCAUGGAGUUCCUGGAAGGAGGCGCCUUGACCGACAUCGUCACGCACACCAGAAUGAACGAAGAGCAGAUCGCGGCCGUCUGCCUCUCCGUCCUGAAGGCACUCGCCGUCCUCCAUGCCCAGGGAGUGAUCCAUCGAGAUAUCAAGAGCGACUCCAUCCUGCUCACGCACGACGGCCGGGUCAAACUCUCUGACUUCGGGUUCUCCCACAAACUUCGCACCGAGGGCACAGCUGCCCCCAACAUGAACCACAAGCAAGGGGCAUUCCAACGUAUGCCGCCUUUGCACACGGAGGUGGACAUCUGGUCCCUGGGCGUGAUGGUGAUAGAAAUGGUCGACGGGGAGCCCCCCUAUUUCAACGAGCCCCCCCUGAAGGCCAUGAAGAUGAUCCGAGACAACCUGCCCCCCAAGCUGAAAAAUGCGCACAAGGUCUCCCCUUUCUUGAAGGGCUUCCUCGACCGCCUGCUGGUCAGGGAUCCGGCCCAGAGAGCCACAGCGACCGAACUCUUGAAGCACCCCUUCUUGGGGAAGGCCGGCUCCCCGUCCUGCAUCGUACCGCUGAUGAGACAGAACCGGAUGAGAUGAGAGGGGGGCCACAGGAACUGGACGUCUUACCAAAAAAAGAGGGAGGAGAGACCGCCAUCGUCCCUGGCAAGUCCUCCAAAGCAACUGGAAAUCCGCCAGCGAUGACGGGACCUCGGCGGCACCUUCCUGCCCUCUUCCCCUCGCAGGGAUGGGGUCCUCGUGUCCGCCGAGCGAGGGGGUGCAGAGCAGCGCAGCAAGGGGCCUGCCCCCCCACAAGGGCUGUCCUUUUUUGUCCUGCUGAUGAAACUGGAGCAGCAGGCCCCUGAACUGGAGACUCAUCCCCUGGACAGCCUGCCUGCCUGCCCGCCCGCCGGCUGGCUUGCCACUAUUGUAUCCCCAUCUCCGGAAGGGUGGCUUCCCCAAACCCCCCCUUUUCUGUACUACUGAGCUGCGAGGUGCGACCAGGACCGGGGAGGGCUUUUAUUGGGUUUGUGUUUUAAGAGACUGAAAUGUUCCUAAUCGCCACUGAGUUGUUUGGCCAAUCGAGGAGGAGGAUUGGCAGAGGGGAGCCAGAACUCAGAGGGCGUCUCCGGCAUCAGACGCUGGAGGCGGCUUUGUUUUUGCCUUCUCUUCUUCUUCUUCUUCUUCUUCUUCUUCUUUUCCGGCAGCGAGAGCCUUUCUCCCGACUUGGGUUUCCAGGGUGGGUGGGGAGCCAUCGGGAAAGGGCGCACCGCGCACGGGUCAUGCACACACAUGAAUUCAGCUUCGGGGUGUGUGUGUCUGUGGCUGCAGACGGGAGGGGUAAUACAGCCACGGACCACCUCCGGGCGUUUCCCAGCCCAGGGAAAACCCUAACCGGGAGCUGUUC